GUUACCCAGGAAGCCUUGCGCCGCGAGGUCUGCAGUGCUGCACGCGCGUUGUCGUCUCGCUCUCUUUGUUCGUCAAGAUGGCGUUCGACGGGCCUUUGGCGGUUUUCGGAGAGCGGGGCACCGGCGAGCAUGUCCGCACGCAGAACGUUAUGGCUGCUGCUUCCAUUGCCAAUAUUGUGAAGAGUUCUCUUGGCCCAGUUGGUUUGGAUAAAAUGUUGGUGGAUGACAUUGGUGAUGUGACCAUUACUAAUGAUGGUGCAACUAUUCUGAAAUUGCUGGAGGUAGAGCAUCCUGCGGCAAAAGUUCUGUGUGAACUGGCAGAACUACAAGACAAAGAAGUUGGAGAUGGAACCACCUCUGUGGUGAUCAUUGCUGCAGAACUUUUGAAAAAUGCAGAUGAGUUGGUUAAACAGAAAAUUCAUCCCACUUCUGUCAUUAGCGGAUAUCGUCUCGCUUGCAAGGAGGCAGUUCGAUACAUCAAUGAGAACCUUGUUAUUAACUCAGAUGAGCUGGGCAGGGACUGCCUUAUUAAUGCAGCUAAAACAUCAAUGUCCUCCAAAAUCAUUGGAAUUGACAGUGACUUCUUUGCCAACAUGGUAGUGGAUGCUGCACUUGCAGUAAAAUACACAGAUUCAAAAGGGCAAGCACACUAUCCCAUCAACUCCAUUAACGUUUUGAAGGCACAUGGUCGCAGUCAGAAAGAGAGCAUUCUUGUAAAUGGCUAUGCAUUGAACUGUGUUGUGGGCUCCCAAGGUAUGCCCAAGAGAAUAGUAAAUGCAAAGAUUGCAUGUCUUGACUUCAGCUUACAGAAGACUAAAAUGAAGCUUGGUGUUCAGGUCAUAGUCACAGAUCCUGAAAAACUGGACCAGAUUAGGCAGAGAGAGGCUGACAUCACUAAAGAGAAAAUUCAUAAGAUCUUGGCCACAGGUGCAAAUGUUAUUUUGACUACUGGUGGAAUUGAUGAUAUGUGUCUGAAAUACUUUGCGGAUGCUGGUGCCAUGGGAGUACGCAGAGUUCUAAAAAGAGAUCUUAAACGCAUUGCUAAGGCUUCUGGAGCCACUCUGUGUUCAACCCUGGCAAAUCUGGAAGGUGAAGAAACUUUUGAGGCAUCAAUGCUGGGACAAGCAGAGGAAGUGGUUCAAGAAAGAAUUUGUGAUGAUGAAUUAAUCUUAAUCAAGAAUACUAAGGCACGGACUACAGCCGCCAUUAUAUUACGAGGGGCAAAUGACUUCAUGUGUGAUGAAAUGGAGCGAUCCUUGCACGAUGCUCUUUGUGUUGUCAAAAGAGUAUUGGAGUCAAAGUCUGUGGUUCCAGGAGGUGGCGCAGUUGAAGCAGCGCUUUCUAUUUACCUAGAAAAUUAUGCAACCAGCAUGGGAUCACGUGAACAGCUUGCUAUUGCAGAAUUUGCAAGAUCGCUUCUGGUUAUUCCAAACACUUUAGCAGUCAAUGCUGCUCAAGAUGCUAUAGAUCUUGUUGCAAAACUCAGGGCAUUUCACAAUGAAGCUCAAGUGAAUCCAGAACGCAAAAACUUGAAAUGGAUUGGUCUUGAUUUAAUCAAUGGAAAGCCACGUGACAACAAGCAGGCUGGUGUAUUCGAGCCUACUGUGGUUAAAACAAAGAGUCUGAAGUUUGCAACAGAAGCUGCAAUUACUAUUCUUCGAAUCGAUGAUGUUAUUAAGCUGCACCCUGAAAGUAAAGGUGAUAAAGGCGGAUGCUAUGAAGAUGCAGUUCAUUCUGGAGCAAUUGAAGACUAAAUGGAUUUUUAUUCAACUGUU
This is a messenger RNA of Lacerta agilis (Sand lizard), 1775 nucleotides long. RefSeq names its product t-complex 1 (gene TCP1). Gene Ontology annotation, cellular component: chaperonin-containing T-complex. The record is from RefSeq and is a predicted model, not a curated record. Bases 78 to 1754 code for a protein of 558 amino acids. NCBI's taxonomy places the organism in Eukaryota, Metazoa, Chordata, Lepidosauria, Squamata, Lacertidae. Gene Ontology annotation, molecular function: ATP binding; ATP hydrolysis activity; ATP-dependent protein folding chaperone. The transcript has 12 exons. Gene Ontology annotation, biological process: protein folding.